Colletotrichum acutatum is the source of this 354-nucleotide messenger RNA. RefSeq lists its product as uncharacterized. NCBI's taxonomy places the organism in Eukaryota, Fungi, Ascomycota, Sordariomycetes, Glomerellales, Glomerellaceae. The transcript has 3 exons. The coding region runs from base 94 to 291 and encodes 65 amino acids. The record is from RefSeq and is a predicted model, not a curated record.
AGGGCGUUGCAAGGGGGUUGGAACGUGGCCAACCGUAGAUCCUUGGUUGUCUUCAGAGAGUAAACUUGGAGAGACAUCCAUUACGUCCCAAACAUGCCGCCGCGCAAAAAGUAUGCCUUCCGCUGGACCUGCUGCUAUUGUGGCCAGGGGGGCAUGAAUGUGGUUACCGAUCCUUGCGUCAGCUGCGGAUACCCUAGGUGUUCGCGUUGUCGAGUGGACAAACUGCACGUCCGGCAACACCUACAUCACGAUACUGCCCACGACCAACACAGCCACAGCGAUCAUACGUAAUAAGGGAAAACGCGGAAAAACUCUGAACUCCAUUAAGAUGUCUACUUAGUAUCGUACAUACGA